AGAGCACCUGGAAACACUCCAGGUGGUGCACAGGGCAUAGCUGAGGGGCUGUGAGCGAGAAGGAGGGAGCAGGUGUGUGUCUGGCUCUUUCAACUGUUGGCCGUCAUGCAGCAGAGAAAGUUGGCAUUUGGUGGGAUCUUGGGGUCCAGGAAGUGAUUGGAAAAUGAUCUCUCCCACACCUGGAUUUUUCUUUGACAGAAGAAGGGUAAAGUCUGUGUUUCAGUUUCCUGAGCAAACAAAACCUAUAUCAUUGGCUGUGGAUGUCCCCGGGGGCGUGUUCUGCUCUGAUGCAGGAGCUGUAAAGGAGCUCAGCAGGGGCAGGCCGGCUGGGCUCAUCUUGCACUCAGCCCUUCCUCUUCAGUUCUACUUCUUCUUUGAUGAGGACGGCCUUCCAGGGCGCCCUACGACUCACUCGAAGGCAAUGGCAGCUGUGAUGAUUGGUGCAGCGGUUGGAGGAGUUGCAGCGGUGGUGGCUGCACCCGUGCUGCUGGGCGCCGUAGGCUUCACGGGGGCAGGAAUCGCCGCCGGCUCUGUGGCGGCCAAGAUGAUGUCAGCCGCGGCCAUCGCCAACGGGGGCGGCGUGGCGGCCGGCAGCCUGGUGGCCAUUGGGCAGUCCGCAGGCAUGGCUGGAUUGUCUACAAUAUCCAACGUCAUCCUGGGGACUGUUGGGUCCGCUGUUGGGGCGCUGUUGUUUAUUUAGGAAGAAUGAACACUCCUUUCUAAGCAGCGAGGCGCACGAAGCAGCAGCGGGCUCCAACAUGGAGGUGUUCCCCAGGGUUCCAGGCGCAGGUCUAACGUACAGCCAUGGCGACUCAAAUUAUUCAAAGAAGCACAAAAAAUAAAGACGAGCGGCCGAGACCCUCCACGAGCGUGGUGCUGUGUCGGCGCGUGGGCUGGC
This is a messenger RNA of Talpa occidentalis (Iberian mole), 898 nucleotides long. Its product is annotated as interferon alpha-inducible protein 27-like protein 2A. Gene Ontology annotation, biological process: apoptotic signaling pathway. The record is from RefSeq and is a predicted model, not a curated record. Lineage: Eukaryota; Metazoa; Chordata; Mammalia; Eulipotyphla; Talpidae. The transcript is spliced from 5 exons. The coding region runs from base 164 to 700 and encodes 178 amino acids. Gene Ontology annotation, cellular component: membrane; mitochondrion.